Daphnia magna is the source of this 935-nucleotide messenger RNA. Its product is annotated as THAP domain-containing protein 5. The transcript is spliced from 2 exons. The coding region runs from base 135 to 854 and encodes 239 amino acids. Gene Ontology annotation, molecular function: sequence-specific DNA binding. Lineage: Eukaryota; Metazoa; Arthropoda; Branchiopoda; Diplostraca; Daphniidae. The record is from RefSeq and is a predicted model, not a curated record.
CCUAGAUGGCGUAUAAAAAUUCGUCUACUUAUUUACCGUAUUUGAACACAUAGUUUUUGUUCCAAUAAUUGUCGCUUUAAUAAGAAUAUAGAAAUUAUGAGUCAGUGUUUCCGGUUUGAAUAACAUAAAUAUUAAUGCCAUUACGAAAUAUGGGUAGAAAAUGCGUAGCUAUUGGUUGUAAUUCUUCUAUGAAUGGGAAAACUUCCAUCAUGUUCCACAAAUUCCCCUACAGAGAUCCUAGUAGAAUGCUUAAAUGGCUUGAGCUAUGUCCACCAGAUCUGACUACAGAUAAAGGUAGAAUUCUUCUUUGUUCAAGGCACUUCCAUCGGGACCAGUACCUUAACAGAAAUGCAAAAAAACCAAAACUAGUGCAUAAUGCUGUUCCAUUUAAGAAACAAAAUCCUACAAGUGACAGCAAACAAAUAGAAAAGCAAAACUCUGGAGAGCUUCCAAACGAGCCAGAUAGCAAGCAAUCGCUGGUGUGGAUCCCAAUGCAAGAAGACAUAGAAGACGUGGAUGAGUCUGAACAGCCAGAUAAAGAUAAUGAAAACAAUGACUUCCAAUAUGAUAUAGAAGACUCACUUACAGUGGAAGUUAACAUGAAAGAUGGUGAAUCCACUGGGUCCUUUGAGUUUGUUAGAGAUGAUCCUGCAAAAGGAGCUGGCAGCUCCACAACAAGUCAAGCACUAAUCUUAGAAAACAUUCGCCUCAAGGUGACCAAUGAAGACCUGAAAACAAAACUGAAUAGUUCUAAAGAGCGUGUAGCAUUCCUUGAGAAACAAGUACACAACUUAAGCAGGUUAGCAGCACUGUGUCAAUGUUCUUGUACCAAUGAGUCCUCCACCAGCAGUUGAGAGAUGUGUUCUACAACUUUGUAAAUUUACCCAACUAAAUAAGGAAAAUAUGAAACCAAAUAAAAACAGUUUUGAUUGUAA